CGGUCUAGACUCCGAACGAGAUAGACGUGUUGCUCUCAAAGGGAUUAACGUUGGAUCUAUCUACAGAUUAGAAUUCCAGCUUAGAAAAUAUUCCCUUUUCUUUUCUUUCAUCCAAAUACGGGUUUGAGAAGUUAUUACUUUUGUUGUAAAUUUUAUUUUAUUUUUUAAUUGGAACAGUGUUUAUACUGUAGACCGAAAGGUCUAAUUAAUUAGCCCAAACAUGGGCCUAGAUAGCGGGGGCUGUGCCCCUUCUAAACAUAGUAUAUCUUUUCAUGAAAUCAUGAGAGACGACAACUAUGUUGUCAAGGAAAACAAGAGAAGUUUUUUGAGUGAAUCUAAUAAGUCCUUCUCUAAAGCUAAACUCCUAGACAAUACAGAAAUUAGAUCGCGCAACGAACAGAGACGUGCUAAUUUUCAGACACGCCUCGCACAAAAUCGAUUCGACGACACCGAUAUGGGUCCGUUUUAUGUAUUAGUCGAAAGCAGGGAUAAAAAUAUAGGAAAGGCCCAUCCGAUGCUUUUCGGGAAGUGGCUGUACCAGGAUCCGAAUUUGAAAAAUUUUGCUGGAAGCAUUACUGAAAUUCGCGCGACAGGUAAAAACAGGCUUAAGGUUACGGCGUCGUCCAAAGACAUCGCUAAUUAUCUCACUGAAACAGAAUAUUUAAAGAAAGAAAAUUUGUUUACUUACAUCCCGGAUUUUCUCAUUAAAAAAAUAGGCGUUAUUCGAGACGUUGAUCUAGACUUAAGUAAUGACGAAAUUUUGCAGCAUAUGCAAUCCUCGGUCCAACCCCUAAUGGUUGAACGUAUGACCAAAUUCGAAAAGUCAGGAGACAAAAUUAAAAUCUACCCAUUAGAGACGUGUUUAAUUACCUUCAAAGGUCAAAGAUUACCAGAAUUUAUUACAAUCUAUGGCGGUUUAUCACGUGUACGUCCUUACAUCCCAAAAAUAAGACAAUGCAAUCAAUGCUUAAGAUUCAACCAUUCUGCCAAUCAAUGUAGGGGAAAGCUCCGAUGCCCUCGAUGCAGUGAAGAACACACUAUCGAGAAUUGUACCAACUCUGGCGUAAAACCAGUAUGUUGUAACUGUGGUAAAAACCAUUUAUCCACGAGUAAGGAAUGUGAAAUAUUUAAAACAAAAUCUGAGGAAAAUAAGAAAAAACAUAUGGAAACAUCUUUUGCCUCGGUAGUAUCUUCAAAUAGGUUUGAUGUCUUACAACACUUAACUGAAAAACAGGAAGAAGACUUUCCUGUCCUUCCAUCGCCGACAUCAGCAACUCCACGCCGGCAAUACAGAAAAAUUUUGAAAAGACCAAAAUUAGGUUUCAAGGGUCCCUUUGAAAUGAACCAGCCCAAAAAUAUCCCAGAUCUGGCUCGCAAACGACCAAUCACUCAAUCUUUUGAAUCAAAUCCACUAGCCACCUCUCCCGCCGAAAAGUACGUACAAAUAUUAAACAAUUUAGUUUCAAGUAUUCAAGACAAACAAAAUGAAUGGUCCUCAACUGAUAUAAUUGACAAAAUAGGACUAACUCUCUACAAUUUGUAUGUCGAGAAUCAACAUAUCGUUGAAAGUUUGGAGAAUAAAUACCGUUGCUCGGGAAUGGAUCUUGACAAUUAA
Molecule: messenger RNA, 1615 nt
Organism: Cimex lectularius (bed bug)
Lineage: Eukaryota; Metazoa; Arthropoda; Insecta; Hemiptera; Cimicidae
Exons: 1
Coding region: 221-1615 (464 amino acids)
Source: RefSeq, a predicted model, not a curated record